UUUAAUGUGAUAUUAGAAUUUUUAUGAAUUGACCGUCGACUCUCCUUGUAAAAUUAUGACCGUUCUUUUCAGCAAAGGAACACCUUUUGAAGCCGACACUCUAGACUACACUAUUCAUCGGUAGAACCACAUCUCUUCCUUCGAGGAAGAGAGAAUCUCCUUUCUUCUCCACUUCAUCAAAGCUGUCUGCUAAUGAUGCCUAUUAUAAACCUCGAAUAUCGCAAAUACCCAUUAUUCUUACAGCUGUUCUUUCUUGUAUUCCUCUAAAUAUAUUCUUUGUUUUUUAGCCAUCUGCUAACAUUUAUUCAUUUCUUUUAAGAAUACGCAUUUGCAGAAAACCAUUUCUUUACAAAAUACAAUUUUAUCUCAGUAGUUUUUUAGGAAGAGAAAGGCGGUUGCUUUCUUUGAAGCUAUAGGCUAAUGGCUGAACAGAGUUUACAAGUUGUUCAACAUGGCAACAAAGAUGUGGUUUUUAGUAGUUCCGGUGUCAAGAUUGAGUGCUUCUUAUCUCAUAAGAGAGUUAGUUUGAAAGCACAUGGCUUUUUUGCAAGUCUUAACCAAGCUGGAAUUGGAUUUGCCAUCUCACCGACCCCUCCAACUUCACUAGAGAAUACUGCAAAGUUCCCGUGUGCUAGCCUACACACUCAAUUUGUUUCAGUCUCUGAACCUGAGUUUCAACUUGAGAAGGUUCCACAACUGGUGUUGGAUGAUGAACUUGAGAUUGCUGAGAGGUUGGUCAAGAAGGAGAAGAAGGGUGGCUUUAAGUUGAGAAUUAAAAUUGGAAAUGAGUCGUUAAGGAGGUUGAUGAGUGGGGCAAUUGCAGGUGCGGUAUCUAGAACCGCUGUGGCUCCAUUGGAGACCAUAAAAACGCAUUUGAUGGUAGGGACUUAUGGGAAUUCUAUGAGUGAAGUGUUUGAUAACAUCAUGAUAAGUGAGGGAUGGAAAGGCUUGCUUAGGGGCAAUUUGGUGAAUGUCAUUCGGAUUGCGCCAAGCAAGGCUAUUGAGUUAUUUGCAUAUGAGACUGUUAAGAAACAGUUGACACCUGAACUUGGGGAACAUCCCAAACUCCCUCUUCCAGCCUCAUUUAUUGCUGGUGCUGUUGGUGGGGUUAGCUCUACCUUGUGCACAUACCCUCUGGAGUUGCUCAAAACUCGUUUAACUGUCAAGGAAGAUUACAAGAAUCUUUUGGAAGCCAUCGUAAAAAUUGUGCAGGCAGAAGGACCAGCAGGACUAUACAAAGGCCUUACUCCCAGUCUGAUAGGAGUGGUUCCUUAUGCUGCCUCUAAUUACUUUGCUUAUGAUACAUUAAGAAAAGCUUAUAAAAAAGCUUUUAAGAAAGAGGAAAUUGGGAAUAUCAUGACUCUUCUAAUAGGAUCAGCAGCUGGUGCAAUCUCAAGUACUGCAACUUUCCCACUUGAGGUGGCUCGGAAGCAGAUGCAGGCAGGGGCAAUUAAUGGAAGACAAUACCAGAACAUGCUUCAUGCUUUGACAAGCAUACUUGAGAAAGAAGGGAUCUGGGGGCUUUAUAGAGGCUUGGGUCCAAGCUGCAUGAAAUUGGUCCCUGCAGCUGGGAUUUCAUUCAUGUGCUACGAGGCGUGCAAGAGGAUACUAGCAGGGAAAGAAGCUCUAUGACCAUGAUAUACUUGAAAGUAGACAUUCUGGCAUCAAACAAAGAACACAUACUGUUACGAUCAUUGGGUUGAACACAGAGUAAAUUUUGCAUUGUUUUCUGUCACGGAUUUUCACAUUUUUGGGGAAUCAUCUCUAUAUAAGAUGGUUCUUUAAUUGACUUUGGAAGAAUUGUUUCUUCUUUAUUUAUCAUUAGUUGCCUAUCACGAUUUUGUUAGGGAGAGACCUUAUUUACACCUUUUUAUAGUUUGUGAAACAAAGCUACUUUCAUUUCUUUCAAACUUGAUGGGGCUGCCAUGGUUGAUUGAAACCAUUUUUAUAAUGGAGAUGAUUUUGAUCCGAAAAGGAGCUUCGAUUUGGUUGUAUGGCUGUAUCUUAUAUUUGUAAAAGAGCCCAGCUGCAUGGCUGAGAUAUUCUAAACUAAG
Molecule: messenger RNA, 2054 nt
Organism: Durio zibethinus
Lineage: Eukaryota; Viridiplantae; Streptophyta; Magnoliopsida; Malvales; Malvaceae
Product: adenine nucleotide transporter BT1, chloroplastic/mitochondrial-like
Biological process (GO): transmembrane transport
Source: RefSeq, a predicted model, not a curated record